AUGAACCCCACGUGCACAUCACAGAGAAAGCUCAGGGCGGCUACACAGUCCCUGCUGAGCAGUGCCAGUUGUGGCUCAGCCCACACCCUCAGGCACAGUGGCAAUGACCUGACGGUGACGGGGAUCUCCCUGGCAACCCGGUUUUCAGCGCUCUGCGUGGACCUGCCCUUGCUGGGGGAAGGGGGGGUGGAGAGCGAGGUGGAGGCCGGCUUCAGGAAGCCUUGCGUCUUCGCCACGGUCAAGCCCUGCAACCUCGAGCAGGAGAAGACCAAGUUCUUCCUGUCCGACUUCACCUACAACCCGCACUUUGAGUACAGCCACCCAGUCUCCUCAGCCAUGCUGGAGCGCUACAACACGGCCUCCAAUCGCUUCCUCACACAGGCGGUGCGGAUCUUGGAGCAGGCCCUGCGUAGGUACAGCAGCUAUGAGAAGUUUGAGCUGGCCACCGGGGGGAGCCUUCUCCCCAAAAACAGAAUCAAGAGUUAUGUCAAGAAGUACAUGGAGAAGGAGGGUUGUGUGGGAGAGGUGGUAGUGCACCUGUCAGAGGACCUCCUCUCCAGGGCAUCCAUGACAGUGAUGAGCACCCGCUCCAUUCUGACCAUCAAUGUCUCCACCGCCCGCGAGUUCUGGCUGGAGGGCUUGCUGCGGCACGAGAUCGGCACCCACUACUUCCGGGGGAUGAACAACGGGCAGCAGCCGUGGGCGAACGCGUCGGCGCGGCACGCUCUGAACCUGCGCCCCCCCAAUCCCACGGAGGAGGGCCUGGCCAGCCUGCACAGCGUGCUUCACCGCAAGGACCCCACGCUGUGGCGUGCCGCCCUGCUGUACUACACCGUGCACCAGGCCAGCCGGCUCGCCUUCGCCGACCUCUUCCAGGACCUCCAGCGCUUCGUCAGCGACCCCAACACCCGCUGGGACUACUGCAUCCGGGCCAAGAGGGGCCAGGCGUACACCGGCCAGCCCGGCUGCUUCAGCAAGGACCAGGUGUACCUGGAUGGGGUUAUGAAGCUGCUGCGCUACAGAGAGACCAUCGACUUCCAGCUGCUCAUGUCGCUGGGGAAGGUGUCAUACGAGGACGUGGACCGGCUGAGGGACUUGGCGGUGUUGGCACACACUCGAUUACCUCACUUCCUGCGGGAUCGGGACCGCUACGCCCGUCACCUGCGGCGCAUCAUGGAGGUGAACCAGCUGAGCGACGGAGAGCUGCAGGCGCUCAUCUGAGCGUGCUCAGAACGGCUCGUGCGCGAAGCUGGCGUUCCCGUGCGGUCCGGUACCCCCGCCGGGGGAGAACUGCGGCCGCAUUCAGCGUGAGACCCAAACCCGGACUGUCCCGGCCCCAAGGCCCUCGUGGGUGUGUGCUAUUUAAGAGAGGGAGUGUGUGUGUGUGUGUGUGCGUGUGUGUUAUAAUUACCACUGCACCAGUUUCUUGCCGUAUAAUUAAAUAGUCCUCUUGAUUCCCCUGUUAUUCAGAAUUCUGUAGGCCAGUG
Messenger RNA from Anguilla anguilla (European eel), 1487 nucleotides. RefSeq lists its product as uncharacterized. Lineage: Eukaryota; Metazoa; Chordata; Actinopteri; Anguilliformes; Anguillidae. The transcript is spliced from 6 exons. Bases 1 to 1221 code for a protein of 406 amino acids. The record is from RefSeq and is a predicted model, not a curated record.